UCAACCACCCCAGAUUUGCCGAUCCUUUCGGCGCCAAUGAUCUGGGUCAAUUUCAAUUUCAAUUUCAAUUUCAAUUUCCAUCAUGAGGGGCUUUGUCAAUUCGUUUGUUCUCCUACUGAUUGUCAUUGCCUCACCAUUGCUUCUUAUUUGAGAUCAUCCCUCUUACAUCGCAUGUAUCAAUGCCCAGGAUUGUAACUAUUGAUUGAGCGUUAAGUGGCAAAAAGAGCUGUUCCAAGAUUUGGAAAUCGACACCAGUCUGCCCCCAUAUGUUUUCAAGGGCCAGUUGUUUGAACUCACAGGAGUCCCUCCUGAAAGGCAGAAGAUUAUGGUUAAGGGUGGUAUACUAAAGGACGAUGCAGAUUGGUCAACUUUAGGAGUAAAAAAGGGUCAAAAAUUAAUGAUGAUGGGCACAGCAGAUGAGAUUGUUAAAGCCCCAGAGAAGGGCCCUGUCUUUAUAGAAGAUCUUCCUGAAGAGGAACAAGUUAUUGCAGUGGGCCACAGUGCUGGUUUGUUUAAUUUGGGAAACACAUGCUACAUGAAUUCAACUUUACAGUGUUUGCAUUCUGUUCCUGAGCUUAAGUCAGCUUUGAUUAAGUACUCUAAUGCUGGGCGUAGUGAUGUUGAUCAAACUUCACACAUGUUAACUGUUGCUACCCGGGAUUUAUUCAGCGAGCUUGAUAAAAGUGUCAAGGCAGUGGCACCUAUGCAGUUCUGGAUGGUGCUGCGGAAAAAAUAUCCUCAAUUUGGCCAGCUGCAGAAUAGUACAUUCAUGCAACAAGAUGCUGAAGAAUGUUGGACACAACUUCUAUACACUCUAUCUCAGUCCCUUAGGUCAGCAGGUUCCAGUGAAAACCCCGAUGCUGUGAAGGACCUAUUUGGCAUUGAUCUUGUUAGCAGAGUACAUUGUCAAGAAAGUGGAGAGGAAAGUUCGGAAGCAGAAUCAGUUUAUUCACUUAAAUGUCAUAUUUCACAUGAAGUGAACCAUUUGGCUGAAGGAUUAAAGCAUGGUUUAAAAUCAGAAAUAGAUAAAGUGUCUCCUUCGCUGGGGCGCAGUGCAAUUUUCUUGAAGGAAUCUCGUAUAAAUAGCCUCCCAAGGUACUUGACAAUUCAAUUUGUCCGCUUUUUCUGGAAGAGAGAGUCGAAUCAGAAAGCCAAAAUUUUGAGGAAAGUGGAUUAUCCUUUGGAGUUGGAUGUGUUCGAUUUAUGUUCGGAUGAUCUUCGCAAACAAUUGGAAGCUCCUAGACUGCUUUUAAGGAACGAGGAAGGCAAAAAACUCGGUCUGAAACCAAAAGAGAAGACUUCGGAUUCAGCGGACAAGGAUGUAAAGAUGUCUGAUGCAGAAGGAACAUCUACUGGGAAUGAUGCACAAUCAAGUGUGACACCUCAAGAAGAUGCCCCUUCUGACAAGGAAACACAAAUGACUGGAAUUUAUGAUUUGGUAGCUGUGUUGACCCACAAGGGAAGGAGUGCAGAUUCAGGACACUAUGUUGCCUGGGUCAAGCAAGAAAGCGGGAAGUGGAUUGAAUAUGAUGAUGAUAACCCCAUUGUACAGAGAGACGAAGACAUCUUAAAGCUAUCUGGUGGAGGUGACUGGCAUAUGGCAUAUAUUUGCAUGUACAAGGCUCGUGUUGUCCCUAUGUGAUAUCAAUUACAUUCAUAUUUAAUGGCGAGAGCUUCCAUGGUUGGCUCGAUGCUCUGUAUCAGCUUGGCAACUUGAAAGCAAACUGGUCUGGUUAGAUAUUUUUUAGAAGCAAAUACGUUAUGUUUAAAUGUGUGGAUCAUUGGCACUGUUUGAUUUACCACCUCACUUUCUAUCUGUUUGGAACACUGCAAUUAUGCAAUUAGAUUUUUCCCGCUUUAUUUAUGAACAGGGAAACCAAGUAGUUUUGCUUA
Cucurbita maxima (winter squash) is the source of this 1893-nucleotide messenger RNA. RefSeq names its product ubiquitin carboxyl-terminal hydrolase 6-like. NCBI's taxonomy places the organism in Eukaryota, Viridiplantae, Streptophyta, Magnoliopsida, Cucurbitales, Cucurbitaceae. Gene Ontology annotation, biological process: regulation of proteasomal protein catabolic process; proteasome-mediated ubiquitin-dependent protein catabolic process; protein deubiquitination. The record is from RefSeq and is a predicted model, not a curated record. Gene Ontology annotation, molecular function: protein binding; proteasome binding; cysteine-type deubiquitinase activity. The transcript has 18 exons. Bases 326 to 1642 code for a protein of 438 amino acids.